Gaeumannomyces tritici R3-111a-1 is the source of this 3781-nucleotide messenger RNA. RefSeq lists its product as hypothetical. The transcript is spliced from 3 exons. Gene Ontology annotation, molecular function: ATP-dependent DNA damage sensor activity; mismatched DNA binding; ATP hydrolysis activity. The record is from RefSeq and is a predicted model, not a curated record. Bases 226 to 3573 code for a protein of 1115 amino acids. Gene Ontology annotation, cellular component: MutLalpha complex. Gene Ontology annotation, biological process: mismatch repair. NCBI's taxonomy places the organism in Eukaryota, Fungi, Ascomycota, Sordariomycetes, Magnaporthales, Magnaporthaceae.
CCAAGAUUGGGAUGACCGUGGCCGACGGGGCAACCAAUCUACGCGUCGCGUCGUCUGCGCCCGAGUUGGGAGCUUAUGCGAUCCUAGCCGACACCUCCGAAUCGCCUCGACGUCGCCAAACUUCGCAUUUUGUGCAUUCAGCUCGCCAUAGUUGUAUAGUUCUUGCCCAGCUUCCGAUGACAUGCUGUUGCUGGCUGUGUUCCCCUUACCUCUCCGUCCCACAUAAUGACAGCCGAGACAGCAGCCCCCACCAUUAAGGCCAUUGAGGCGAGCACAGUCCACCAAAUCCAGUCCGGCCAGGUCAUUGUUGACCUCUGCUCUGUUGCAAAAGAGCUAGUCGAGAACAGCAUCGAUGCCGGCGCUACAGCCGUCGAGGUCCGGUUCAAAAACCAGGGCCUCGACUCGAUCGAAGUCCAGGACAAUGGCUACGGCAUAGCCCCGCACAACUACGAGGGCCUGGCGCUCAAGCACUACACGUCGAAGCUGUCGUCAUACACGGACCUGGACUCACUGCAGACCUUUGGCUUCCGCGGUGAGGCCCUCUCGUCUCUGUGCGCCCUGUCCCACUUCACCGUCACGACCUGCCUGCAGUCCGAUGUGCCCAAGGCCGUCAAGCUCGAGUUCGAAACUUCAGGGAAGCUCAAAGGCACCAGCGUUGUUGCCGGACAAAAGGGCACCAUCGUCACGAUCGAGACGCUCUUUUACAACCUCCCCGUCCGCCGCCGCGAGCUGGAGCGCAACAUCAAGCGUGAGUGGGGCAAAGUUGUCAACCUCCUGAACCAGUAUGCCUGCAUCCAGACCGGCAUCAAGUUCACCGUCUCCCAACAGCCCACCAAGGGCAAGCGCACCGUUCUCUUCUCGACCAAGGGUAACCCCACCACGAGGGAAAACAUCGUCAACGUCUUCGGCGCCAAGACUCUGUCGGCCCUGAUAACUAUGGACCUUGAGCUCGAGCUAGAGCCCACUACCAGCCGCGGGGUCGCUGCACUUGCUGGAGAUGGCUCCAAGGAGACGGAAACGACGGUGGUCCACGUCCGCGGCCAUGUUUCUCGGCCCGCCAGGGGAGAGGGGAGGCAGACACCGGAUCGCCAGAUGUUUUACGUCAACGGGAGGCCCUGCGCGCUGCCCCAGUUUGCAAAAGUGUUCAACGAGGUCUAUAAGGCAUACAACUCGACGCAAUCACCCUUUAUAUUUGCCGAUAUCCAGCUCGAUACCCACCUAUACGACGUAAACGUCAGCCCAGACAAGCGGACCAUCCUCCUCCACGAUCAGGGCCGUAUGCUGGACAAUAUGAGGGAGUCCCUCAUCGAGCUCUUUGAGAAACAGGACGUCACAAUCCCUGUUUCGCAGCUACAGUCCCAGAAGCUGACAACGCCCUUCAAGACGCCCGUGGUCAGCCGCCGAAGCAACGCCCCCAUGACCGCCGAUAUGCCACAGUUUGCAAAGGCGGCCAACACGGAGGGCUUGGGCGCCCCAUCGCGACCCCAGGCGCAUGCGCCUGCCUCGAAGCCUGGAUACACGGAUGCCGUCGACAGCGACGAGGAAGCACCAGAGUUAAACCAAAGACCUGAUGCAGCAGCAAAGGGUACUAGCUUAAUCGGACGGUGGGCUGAGAGGGGAUCCGCCUCCCGCCCCGAACCGCCAGCCCCUCCGCGCCCCCAAUCGCCAGAUUCUCAAUCCGAGCCGCCAAAGGAGAACAACGCAGACGACUUUUCUCGACGGAUCGAGCUGAUGACCUCGCGUCUGAGAGGAGAUUACAACUAUAUCGACGAGCCGAAUCAUUCGUCCACCCCAACAACUCAGCGGAACCAAGAAAACCCGAAGACAAUCGAAGAUGGCUCCGACAAAACCCACGAGGACCAGGGGGAAUCCGCAGAUGUUAACACGGACGUCUCUGAAGAGAGGCCUAUUCCUUCCAUCGAACCACCCAGGAGUCAGGUUCAGAGAGCUGGUCCCCCUGCGUCAUUACCCCGCUCAUUUAAACGACCGUCCCCCGAGGUUGCUACCAUCACCGUAGGGGAUUAUGCCGUGACCAGAAUGAUUGGGUCGCCCUCAAAGCGUCAGAAGACGGGCCUGAAGCCGCCGUCAAGUAAUUCAAAGUCACUGACCAGCACAAGACCCAAGGCUCCUGUGCCCUCCUUUAAUGGACGCAUCACGCAAAUGUUUGCGGCUGCUUCAGCAAGAGCGGCGGGGUCUUCGGGGGGUUCCCUGGCUGCCGGGUUGAGGAUCGCUACCGAAGAAAUCGACGACGACUCUGCUUCCGAGUCCACGGAUGGCGUUGAAGAUGAAGAGCACGCGGUGGAGGAAGAGAAGGAGGGGGAGGAGGAGAGGGGAGAGACGCCCCGGAAAGAAGACAGCGAGCCCGCCGACGAACUCGAAAGUCCUGGUCCUGACCUAGACAAGGAUCAAUCAAAAGAGCAGGACACCAACACACAUGGCGCAGAUGAAGACGAAGGGGAUGAAAGUUCUGGCCUCUUUGUUGAUUCUGAUGGCGACGGGGACGACGAAUAUGUGAACGAGGAUGAGAAGAAAAAGAGAGAAGAGGAAAAGAUAAUAGAGAUGAUCAAAGAGGUGGAGAAGGCUGCCGAGGAGCCGAGCGAAGAGAUGCAGAAGAGGUCGAACGCAUUUCUGAAGGGUGGUUCCCGGCGGAAAGACUCGACACUUGAACUGGUCCAGCAACUGAAACUGAACGAGCAGUCGAUCCUGCGGCAGAUGAAGUCGUGGCGGGACUCACUCGAGGCAGCGGUCAUGGACCUGAGAGCGCAGAAGGGCGACAAGGACGAUGGUGGCGGGGGCAUCGAGAGCAUAGAGGCCGAGUCCGCCGAGGCGAAGCUGUCCUUGACGAUCACCAAGGACGACUUUGCCAAAAUGCGCAUCGUCGGCCAGUUUAACCUCGGCUUCAUAUUGGCGGUUCGAGAGGCGGCAGAAAAGGAGACCGCGGCCGUAUCAGCAGAGGGCAGAGUGGGCGAUGACGAGCUCUUCAUCAUUGACCAGCACGCCUCCGAUGAGAAGUACAACUUUGAGCGCCUACAAGCCAACACGGUGGUGCAGUCGCAGCGCCUCGUGCGGCCUAAGCAGCUGGAGCUGGCGGCUCUCGAGGAGGAGAUCAUCAUAGAAAACCAGGCGGCGCUCGAGGCCAACGGCUUCGUCGUCGAGGCGGACCAGUCGGGCCGGUCGCCGGUCGGGUCGCGGUGCCGGCUGCUUAGUCUGCCGCUGAGCCGCGAGACGACCUUUUCGCUCGCCGACCUCGAGGAGCUCGUCAGCUUGCUGGCUGACAACCCGUCGUCGGGCGCCACGACGGUGCCCCGGCCGUCGCGCGUCCGCAGCAUGUUUGCCAUGCGUGCGUGCCGCAGCAGCGUCAUGGUCGGCCGCGCCCUCUCCCGCGCGCAGAUGGAGAAGGUGGUCCGUCACAUGGGCGAGAUGGAGAAGCCGUGGAACUGCCCGCACGGCCGGCCGACCAUGCGCCACCUCUGCGGCCUGGCCUCCGCCUGGGAUAAGAGGGCUUGGUCCGAGGGGGACGACUUUGGCGGCGGGCCCAUCCCGGUGGACUGGUCCGUGUAUGAUGGGGUGUAGUGCUGGCUGUUGGCUGACGGUGCGAUAUCAAGAUGGAGUUGAUGUGAAUAUUUCAAGACAUAAGACGGAGAAGUCGAAUAUGGAUACCCACGUAGAAUCGUUGAAACAGACGUUGGAACUCUUUCGAGCUGCUCACAUGCAUGAUAAUUCUACGCACGUUUCUGGGCAUAGGCAACGAAAAAGAAUGAGAUGAGAAAAUAACAUCCGU